Messenger RNA from Glycine soja, 1242 nucleotides. RefSeq lists its product as uncharacterized. Lineage: Eukaryota; Viridiplantae; Streptophyta; Magnoliopsida; Fabales; Fabaceae. The transcript is spliced from 3 exons. The coding region runs from base 1 to 1242 and encodes 413 amino acids. The record is from RefSeq and is a predicted model, not a curated record.
AUGGGGAACCAGCAAAGACAAAAUUUCAAUGCAGGUGGAUAUUUUGGAUUUCAGCAUGGCCAACCAUAUAAUUCACAACAGGGACAGUGGAGAAAUCACCCAGGAAACCAGUUCAACAAAGACCAAGGUGGUCCAUCUAACAGGCCACAAAAACAAGGGCCUAGUCUCUAUGAUCGAACAACAAAGUUGGAAGAGACUCUUGCUCAAUUCAUGCAAAUAUCUAUGUCAAAUCAAAAGAGCACAGAGUCUGCUAUCAAAAAUCUGGAAGUCCAAGUGGGACAGCUGGCUAAGCAAUUGGCAGACCGUCCGUCUAGCAGCUUUGGAGCUAAUACUGAGAAAAAUCCAAAGGAGGAAUGUAAAGUUGUCAUGACUAUAAGUAGAUUGGUGACCAUAAAUGCGAGUGAGAAUGGAAUAGGUGCAGAGAAACAACAGUUGGUGUCUAACUCAGCACUUGACCCUGUGGUAGAGUCUUUGAGUGAAUCUGAAGAAGAGUUGGAGGUAGAAGAUGAGAAGAAGAAGGAGACAACAUUAAAAAAGCUAGAGAUCACAAUGCCUUUUGGAGAGGCUCUCCAACAGAUGCCACUCUAUGCUAAAUUCCUGAAAGGCAUGCUAACUAAGAAGAACAAGUAUAUCCAUAGUGACACCAUAGUUAUGGAGGGAAACUGCAAUGUUGUUAUUCAACGUAUCCUUCUUCCAAAGCAUAAGGAUCCAGGCAGUGUCACUAUACCUUGUUCUAUAGGUGAAGUUUCAGUAGGUAAGGCUCUUAUUGAUUUAGGAGCCAGUAUUAAUUUGAUGCCGCUCUCCAUGUGCCGGAGACUUGGAGAACUAGAAAUAAUGCCUACUCGGAUGACCUUACAGUUAGCUGAUCGCUUCGUCACCAAACCCUAUGGAGUGAUUGAAGAUGUGCUGGUCCGGGUCAAGCAUCUCAUCUUUCCUGCUGAUUUUGUUGUAAUUGACAUUGACGAAGAUGCGGAUAUUCCUUAUGAGCUCGAGAGAAGUAAUUGGCACAAGGAGCUGACCAAUUUCAUGGAUGGGAGCAUGGAUGUUGCCAUUGUUAAGGAGUUCUAUGCUAACCUUUAUGAUCCUGAGGAAAAAUCACCUAAGCAAGUGAGGGUGAGAGGCCACUUAAUUAAGUUUGAUGAAGACGCCCUCAACACCUUCCUGAAGACACCAGUGAUCAUCGAGGAGAGGGAAGACCUCCCAGCUUACUCCAGAUUCUGUCGUUUGAGGCCAGAUCCAUAG